Musa acuminata subsp. malaccensis (wild Malaysian banana) is the source of this 2229-nucleotide messenger RNA. RefSeq names its product pentatricopeptide repeat-containing protein At1g02060, chloroplastic. NCBI's taxonomy places the organism in Eukaryota, Viridiplantae, Streptophyta, Magnoliopsida, Zingiberales, Musaceae. The record is from RefSeq and is a predicted model, not a curated record. Gene Ontology annotation, molecular function: protein binding.
GAGACUACAACCGGAAGCACCAUGCGAUGCUUCGUCUCGGACGCGCCCGUGCCCUCCGCUGCGCCUCCAUUGCCUUCUCCACCUCCUCCUCCAUCGAAUCCAGACCUUCACACCUCAGCUCAGACCCUAACAUCGACCUCGCCCACGCCAUCGCUAACCUCGUCAACGCCCACCACGCCGGCCAUUGGCCCCCGUCCCUCGACGCUGCCCUCUCCGCCCUCGCCCGCUCCCAUGCCUCCGACCUCACCCCCUCCGCCCUCCUCCGCUCCCUCUCCCUCCUCCGCCGCCCCUCCGCCGCCGGUCCCCUCCUCCUCUGGUCCCGCCACCACCUUCCCCUCGACCCCCGCGCCGCCGCCAAGGCCCUCCACCUCCUCCUCCGCUCCCGCGCUCUCCGCCCCGCCCUCGACCUCCUCCUAUCCCUCCCCCCAUCCUCCUUCCCUGAUCACUCCUUCAACGCCCUCGUCCGCCGCCUCGCCGCCGCCGGCCAUCUCCGCUCCGCCGUCCGGCUCUUCCGCCUUAUCCCCUUCCCCUCUGUCUUCUCUUACAAUUCCCUCCUCGCUCCCCUCCUCCGCCGUGGCCGCACCCGCGCCGCCUCUGCCCUCUUUGACGAGAUGCUCGCCACCGCAGUCCGGCCCGAUGUCUGCACCUUCAACACCCUCAUCCGAGGCUUCUGUCUCAAUUCCAUGGUCGACGAGGCCUUCCGCCUCUUCAAUGAGAUGCCGCGGCACGGCUGCGCCCCAGACGUCGUCACCUACAACACACUUGUCGACGGCCUUUGCCGCGCAGGCAAGGUCCGCAUCGCCCACAAUCUCCUUAACGGAAUGCGGACAAAAAGCUCCGAUCUUGCACCGAAUGUUGUUUCCUACACCACUCUGAUCCGCGGCUACUGCAGCAAACUCCUCCCGGAUGAGGCCGUGGAGCUCUUCCACCAGAUGGUGGCGCUCGGCCUCAAACCUAAUAAGAUCACAUACAAUACCCUCAUCCAAGGGCUUUGCGACGCACGGAGGAUGGAUUUGGUCAAGGGGAUCAUGGAACCAGGAGAUGAUGGUGGCAAAGAGUUGACUUUUAGGCCAGAUACUUGCACGUUUAACACCCUGAUAGCUGCGCAUUGUAACCUGGGCAGCAUCAGCGAUGCACUUAACGUGUUUGAAAGAAUGGCGGAGAUGAGAGUGAAACGUGAUUCUGCAACUUACAGUACCAUGAUAAAGGGCCUGUGUGAAAAAGGCGAGUUUGUACGAGCUGAGGAGCUCGUUGAUGAGCUGUUGGAGAAGGAGGUGUUCAGGAAGCGAGGCAUUCCCCUGCUGGCAGCUUAUAACCCAAUAUUCGACUACUUGUGUCAGAAUGGGAAGACAGAGAAGGCAAGGAUGUUGCUUCAACAGUUGUUGGAUAAACAAGCCAAAGUAGAUGUGGCAGCAUUUAAGACAGUGAUCUUGGGCCACUGCAAGGAGGAGCGAUUGAGAGAAGGGUAUGAGCUGCUGGUGUCGAUGGGUAAAAGAGACCUUGUGCCAGAUGCUGCAACUUUUCAAACACUGAUCGAGGGAUUCAUGCAGCAGGAGAAGAUAGGCUUUGCUUGGGAGGCUUUUAGGAAAAUGUUGAACACUUGGCAUCGGCCUAGCACAGGUACAUUCCAUUCAGUACUCGCGGGAUUGGCAAAGAAAAGUCGGUAUGCUAAAGAAGCUGGUGAAUUGGUCACCUUGAUGGUGGAAAGGAAGAUUCGCCCUAAUAUCGAUCUUUCGACGAAUGUUGUCAGCAGUUUGUUUGGAGAUAACCUAAAUGACACUGCUCUCAAGAUUGUUGGAUUGCUUUACCAUAAUGGUUAUCGCGUGAAGAUGGAGGAGUUGAUUCCAUCUCUGUGUGAGAACCAGAAAUUCCUGGAGGCUAAAGAGAUGUUGCUUUUUAGUUUGGAUAAGUGUGAGAAUGUUAAUGAUGAUGUUUAUGGUUUGGUGAUUGGUGGGCUUUGUUUAAGUGGAAGGGCUUCGGAGGCAUUUAGGGUGUUGUACGAAAUGAAUGAAAGAGCCAGUGCACAUGUUUCUUCAAGUUGUUUAUAUGCUCUAAAACUUGCACUUGAAGAAAGUGGAAGAUGGAAAGAAGCAGAGUUUGUUUCCAGGCAAAUGAAUCGUGCGAACAAAAGAAUCGGAAGUUGAUCUGACUAAUGUGAAUUAGAUUGAGUUCCCAGUAGUGCUUGGGGGUUCUGCAACUGCAACAGCUUGGACUAGAAUUACGUGCUUG